AUGCUCUCGGCACGGACAGACUACGGAGUCUGGUACGGUGAAAAUGAGGAGGUUGCUUUAAAUGUUAUCAUUGUGGAAGCGAAGAAGACGGAUUCAGAGUCGGGCGUGGCCCAAGCCCUAGGGUAUAUGGGCUAUAUACCGAGAGAAGAAGUGCAUCCCCAAGCAAGACUACAUACGGCAGUAAAAAUUCAAGAAACUCGCAAGGAAAUUUUCGAUCUCGACGAGUUGUUUGCUAGUUUAUCAUGCUAG
Messenger RNA from Penicillium roqueforti, 249 nucleotides. RefSeq lists its product as uncharacterized. The transcript is spliced from 2 exons. Bases 1 to 249 code for a protein of 82 amino acids. The record is from RefSeq and is a predicted model, not a curated record. Lineage: Eukaryota; Fungi; Ascomycota; Eurotiomycetes; Eurotiales; Aspergillaceae.